CAUGGCUGCUUUUGCCAUUACUUCCUUUACACAUACACCUUGCACCUCCCAUCACUUCAAGAAGAAACAAUGGUCUCGUCAAGCCAAGUCGAUGAAGAUUACAAACGUUAUGACUCCAAAAGUCGAAGAACAAACACACUUAAAUGUUGUUGAAAUCAAAGAUAAAUCGUCUUUGCUGAUUGAUGAUAAUGCAAAGACCACAAGGAAUGAUGAUGAUGAAGUACAAGGUGGUAAUACUACAGGUUCAUCAGAGUCUGAAGAUCUAAUUAGGUUUUCGGAUAAGCGAUGGAAGAAUGGGACAUGGGAUCUAAAUAUGUUUGUCAAAAAUGGCAAAAUAGAUUGGGAUGCUGUCAUAGUAGCAGGUAAAACAAAGAACAAAGUCUUUCAAUUACUAAAGCACCGCGAUUUUUUAAGUGAAUUAAUUUAUUCAUUAAUUAACGAUAUGUACGUUGCAGAAGCAAAGAGGAGGAAAUUUCUUGAACUGUUCCCAGAAGCAGCAACAAAUCAACAACCUGUGGUUUUUAGAAGUUCUAUCAUACCAUGGUGGGCAUGGAUGAUGCAUUCUCACCUCCCUGAAGCUGAGCUGCUAAAUGGAAGAGCAGCAAUGGUGGGAUUUUUCAUGGCGUAUCUAGUGGAUGUACUAACGGGACUUGACGUGGUAGGCCAAAUGGGAAAUUUCUUGUGUAAAACUGCUCUUUUGGUAACAGUUGGAGGUGUAAUUUUGUUUAGGAAAAGGACAGAUAUUGAUAAAUUAAAGAAGCUGGCUGAUGAAGCUACAUUUUAUGACAAGCAAUGGCAAGCAUCGUGGCAAGAUCAAUCUUCUACUAAUGGUGAUUCCAAGCAACAGAGCAAAAAAUGA
Molecule: messenger RNA, 859 nt
Organism: Solanum verrucosum
Lineage: Eukaryota; Viridiplantae; Streptophyta; Magnoliopsida; Solanales; Solanaceae
Product: light-harvesting complex-like protein 3 isotype 2, chloroplastic
Exons: 2
Coding region: 2-859 (285 amino acids)
Source: RefSeq, a predicted model, not a curated record